Aspergillus chevalieri is the source of this 837-nucleotide messenger RNA. Its product is annotated as post-initiation translation factor DPC29. The record is from RefSeq and is a predicted model, not a curated record. The transcript has 2 exons. Gene Ontology annotation, cellular component: mitochondrion. Bases 1 to 837 code for a protein of 278 amino acids. Lineage: Eukaryota; Fungi; Ascomycota; Eurotiomycetes; Eurotiales; Aspergillaceae.
AUGCCUACCAUGAUGAACAGGGGACUAUGGCAACAAUAUAGCCGGAUUGGGCGCCAGGGGAGUAGAGCUUUCCGUGAGUUCAAUAGCAGUGCCAGUCUCUUCUCAGGACACAACCGCUGGUCAACUAUCAGACAUGACAAGGCAAAGAAUGACAAAGCAAAGAGCAAGGAACGGCAGAUUAUAGUCAAGGAUAUCAGCAGUGCUACUCAGAUGUGGGGACCUGAUCCCAAAUACAACCCCCGCCUGACACUACUACUCUCGAAUGCCAAACGAGCUGAAAUCCCAAAAGCAGUCAUUGAAGCAGCCGUCGCACGAGGUCAGGGGAUAAGCGUUACGGGCCAGGCUCUCGAACAAGUAACAAUUGAGGCCAUAUUACCCUUUUCCGUAGCGGCGGUGAUUGAAUGCCAGACGGAUCAGAAAGCCCGCACUUUGCAAGACGUACGCCGUGCUAUCAAGGAUGUGGAGGGGGUCGUAACGCCUACUACAUACCUCUUUGAGAAGAAGGGUAGAAUAAUAUUCGAGAAUAAGGAUGGCGCGAGUCCUGACGACUACUUAGACCAGGCUAUUGAGGCCGGUGCGGCUGACAUCGUCGCAGGCGAUGAUGGUCGUCUUGCUAUCUUUACUGGGCCAACUGAAACGAAACAGGUUGGAGAGAAUUUCUCUAGAUUAACCGGGCUCAAUAUUGAAGAGCUAGAAAUCAUUUGGGAUCCGAAUAAGGAGACGUUGGUGGAAGUGAAGGACGAGGAGCAGAUUAAGGGUAUUGAAGAUAUGUUGGGCACUAUCCGGGAAGAUAAUAGCGUACGAGAUAUCUAUUUGAACACGUCAAGGGAAUUCUAA